Hansenula ciferrii is the source of this 1071-nucleotide messenger RNA. RefSeq names its product Opy1p (gene OPY1). The transcript has a single exon. The record is from RefSeq and is a predicted model, not a curated record. Bases 1 to 1071 code for a protein of 356 amino acids. Lineage: Eukaryota; Fungi; Ascomycota; Saccharomycetes; Phaffomycetales; Wickerhamomycetaceae.
AUGGCUGACUCAAAUCUUAAUGAACAUGAAAUUCUAAUUUCAUCAUAUUUAUUGAAAAGAAAUAAAUCUAAAAAUUGGCAAAAAAAAUGGUGGGUAUUAAGAAGAAAUCAAUUAUCUUAUUAUAAGGACUCAAAAGAAUAUAAAGCAUCAAAAGUUAUACCCAUUGGUAAUAUCUUAUCAUUCAGUAAAAUCCCUGAUAAUCAUUCCAAUCAUUUCAUUAUAGUUACAAAUGAACGUAUUUAUCAUCUUAGAUCAUUAACCUUGGAGGAAUUUAAUUCUUGGUUUAAUAUAUUAACAAUGAUUCUUAAUUUAAAUGAUGAUGAAGAAUUCAAUAAUGGUUCCAAAAAUUUCUUCAAACCAAGGAAAAUAUCAGAAAAUUUGGUGAUUAAAGAUGCUAACCAGGAUAUCAAUCAAGGUAAUAACCCAGAAAUUGAUCAAGAAGAUCAUGGUAAUGAUGAAGAAAUUGAAGAAAUUGGUCAAGAAUUACAUAGAUUGAAUUUCUCAGGGACAGAUGAUAAUUUUACAAGUGGAUUAUCAGAUGGUGGAUUAAGUCAUUCAAGCUUCCAUCAUAAUAAUGUUUCAUCUCAUGCAAAUAAUUCAAAUUUCUCCAUAAAUCAUAGUUUACCACCCCCAAUACCUGAAAAUUCCAUAUUUAAUAAGAUUAAUAAUGAUGAAAUUCCAAAUGUUAAUGAAGAUCCAGAAACUACAUAUAAUUCAUUAUCAUUUGAUUCACCUGAACAUUUAAUAGCUAAAGGCUAUCUUUUAAGGCUGAAAAAACGUUACAAUCAAUGGAAAAAAUAUUAUAUAAUAUUAACAAAUCGUUCAAUGAUUUUUUAUAAAAACUUGAAAGAUUAUGAAUCAAAUAAAUCAUAUAAAAAGAUUAAUUUGAAUGAAUUAAUUGAUGUUGUGGAAUUAGAUCCUUUAAGUAAAAAUAAAUUAUAUUGUAUGUUAAUUAUAACACCAAUGAAAAGAAUACGAUUUUGUGCAGAAAAUGAAGAUGAAUUAAUUAAAUGGUUAGUUUUAUUAAAAGCUAUAAUCAAAACCAGGAAAAAUGCAACAACAACUUCUUGA